AUGGGAUUUGAAUUGCAAACAGGUCAUGUUUGUAUUGAAAAAAAAUUAAAAUCAUAUCGCACACCGUCGGUUAAAGUUGAGUGCAUCGCGCGGAGCCAAAGAAAUCAAAAGGUCAUUAAAAUCAAAUUGACAUUAUUUAGGAAUCAACCCCAAUUCAACUGCAAAGAGAGCAAGAAGCUACCAUUUAAUGACUUUGAACUGUUCUCAUGA
Messenger RNA from Clunio marinus, 210 nucleotides. NCBI's taxonomy places the organism in Eukaryota, Metazoa, Arthropoda, Insecta, Diptera, Chironomidae. The record is from the annotation of a GenBank genome assembly.